CUUGUGACACGCUGCAGUUGCACGUAGGCCGGCAUAGGGCUGUGCUGUUAGCUCGUACGAGGUAGCAGGAGUACGUAUUGACAAGUGCAAAGCGAUCUCUCGCUUUUGCACACGCGUCCGGGCCGAUAAAGGCUGCUGCAAUUGGGAGAGCAUCUCUCUUGCACGCGUGCGUGCCGCACAGCACAAAUAGCUGCAACGAUGCGCCGCCGCAGCCGCGUCUGGCUCGUCGCCGUCGCGCACGCACUCACGCCGCCGGCGGGCCUGCGCAAGCUGACGCGCUCCGUCGCGUCGCCCGAGCUGCUCGACCACAACGACGCCGUCACGUUCCUCCAGGAGACGGGCGUGCCGACGUUUGCCGCUGAUGAAGCUUGGCUCGAGCUCGACGACGCCGCGCCGGCUUCGAAGGCCGUGCCCGUCGACGGCGCCGACGCGAUCUUGAUCGAGCACGCCCUCUCACCUGAAGAGUGCGAACGGUUGAUAAACGAAGCGGAGCGCGCGGGUUUUAGUGAAUUCGACGCGGGCAAGAACACGCACGCCGCUCUACAAGUUUGCGUCCACGAGGCGCUUGAGGCUGCAGCCUGCGCGAGGAUUUCAAGACAUGUCCCUCGCGAAGUGGAAACAUCGAGAUACGCCCACCUCCUGAACCAGCGCUGGCGGUUUUACAGAUACGCGGCCGACGGCAAGCAGGAGUUCCGGCCCCACGUCGACGCGGGUUUUCCUCCCUCGAGCGUUGAUGGAGACGCGUUGGUCAUGGACGCGCACGAUGGCAGGUACGAAUCGCGGUACUCGGCUCUCUUCUACCUCAACGACGACUUCGACGGCGGCGCGACGCGCUUCUACCUGGCGAAUAAUACAGAAAUCGACGUCAAACCGGCACAGGGCGCUUGCCUACUGAUAAAGCAAGCCUUGGAGGGCGAGGAGUGGGAGGUCGCCGACGUCGCCGGCCACGCCGGUACUCAAGUACUCGAAGGGAGGCCGAAGUAUGUUAUUAGGACGGACUGCAUGUAUACGACGCAACCCGAUCCGAACGCGCACGCUCUUGAGAGGACCCUGCGACCGUUUUCAUCAAUCUAUGAUCGCGAGUUCCUCGAGGCAUGUAGACCGUUAUACUCGGUGCACAUGGGCGUCGAGAACGCCGCGUCCCUCUUGUAUUCUCUGAUACGCUUCGUCAAACCACAUUCAGUGGUCGAGGUCGGCGCGGGCUACACGUCGCUGUGGUUGUUGAGAGCUUUGGCGGACAACGACGACGAAUUGCAACGAUUAUCAAAGCUGCAGGAGGAGGGCGGCGCCGAUCUGCUGGCGUGGCCCUGGUGCGAACCUAUACAUAUCAAAAAAUCAUCCUUGAUCUGCGUCGACAACUGCCGCCACCAGACGUCGACGGCGCGGAAAGUCGAGACCGUGGCCCAUGACCUGGAUCUAGGCGAUCGUCUGCAGUUCAUCGAGGGCGAUGCGUUCGAGCUCUUCCGCGAUAGAUUUGACGAUGAAAGCAUAGACUGCUUCUGGCUGGACUUUGGGGUUGGGGAUAGAGUAGCGGACUUCGUGCGGGGUUUGUGGCCGGCCAUAAGUCCGGGCGGGUUUGUAUUGUGCCACUCGUCGGUGACGAAUCGAGGGACGCGACAGUGGUUGGACGCGGUCCGGCGGAAUGAGCCUGAACACGAAACAGGCGUGCCGCCGGGCGAGGCCCACCACAUCUCGUUCCUGGAGCCGCACAAGCACUUCCAGAACGCUAUUACAGUAUUACAGAAGCGGCCGGCGGGGUUCGCGGAGCCGCUCUACUCCGAGCGGGCUUGAGCGCUCCUUGAGAGGUGGGUACCGGCAUGUGGUCUCAGAGACGCCAUCGACUCUCUGACGGCCGCGUCGACGCCGUCGCGGCGUCGCGGUCUCGCGAAGACGCCAUCGACGCGACCACGCCACCCC
Pelagomonas calceolata is the source of this 1917-nucleotide messenger RNA. Lineage: Eukaryota; Pelagophyceae; Pelagomonadales; Pelagomonadaceae. The record is from the annotation of a GenBank genome assembly.